UAUACUAAUGUCUAACGAGGAGAACACAAAAAACCCAUCGGAAACGUGCAAAGAAAAUGAACGCGUUAUCAAACUCAAUGUCGGUGGUACGUCUUUUAGCACGGCGUUUAGCACUUUAAAACCAUCAAAAUAUUUUGAGCAGCUGCUCAAUAGCAAUAAUGUUGAAGCACUUGAAAAUGGAGAGGUUUACAUUGAUCGAGAUGGAGAACUGUUUGGCAUUAUCUUGGAGUAUUUAAGAAGUUACAAAAUUCAUGACACUGGUGAUUUGUAUGAGCUAAAAUGCGAAGCACAGUUUUACCAAUUAGAUUCUCUGGUUUGUUUGCUCGAUAAGAUGUUGCAAAAAAAAUGUGACAGUAAGAAAAAAGAAUUCAAGUUGGUUACCUUGGACGAGUUGGCAUAUGAAGUGUGUUUGUCUGGAUUCAACAGCAAAAAUGUGACUGAAACACUAUCCAGCCGAUAUGAGUUUGUAUCUGUUGUAACAUUCUGUUGUAAAAAAUGGAAUUGUAAAACUCAUGGUAGUUAUCCAACCUGCCAUAUGUCCAGAAAGAGUUGUUUUUCAAGCAAUUUCUACUGGGAGCGAGGUGACCAAAGGCAGCUACUUCUCGUAUCUAAAAUUCCCCAUGUACUUAAGCUUAACGUUGGAGGAAAGAACUUCUAUACUAAACGCGAAAUGCUAAAGGAUCUCCCCUACUUUCAAAAUUUGGUGGGCCAACCGUAUGAAAGUACGGGCUUUUCGGAAAAUGGAAGAUCUGAAAUCUUCAUAGAUCGUAGCGGGGAUAUGUUCAGGCAUAUUUUACAAUAUAUACGUACCAAAACAGUUUUUACCAAUAACAAGAAUAUUCUAAACAAGCUAAAGGUUGAAGCCGAGUAUUACGGACUGGAAAAUUUAAUCGAGGAUAUUAACGAGAAAGAAAAGCAAAUCGAGAAUAAUAAGGACGAGUUUUUAUUUCUUGACGAGGAAGAAAUUAUAAAACUUUACAUGGAUUCUCUUGAAACAUCGCCAGCCAUUAAUCAGAAUGAAGCUCGCAAAUCAUCUCAAGUAAUUGCAUCAAUGAACAUAAUAGAAAAUCGAGAUGUCUGUUUACAAUGUGAAAAAAACUUCAUAACAUUUGAAAAAUGUGAACAUUUAAAUAAAAAGUGUGUCGAAGUGGCUUCGAAGAGAACAAUUGUUCGCAGAUACGACACCACUUUUACAGCUGAUCCUAAUUGA
Molecule: messenger RNA, 1210 nt
Organism: Mucor mucedo
Lineage: Eukaryota; Fungi; Mucoromycota; Mucoromycetes; Mucorales; Mucoraceae
Product: BTB/POZ protein
Exons: 2
Coding region: 8-1210 (400 amino acids)
Biological process (GO): protein homooligomerization
Molecular function (GO): protein binding
Source: RefSeq, a predicted model, not a curated record